UCAUUAUGUUUGGCACCGUCGACGCGACCACAACGUAACUCCAAGAUCGGAACCAAGUAAUCGCGGCGUCUAUAGAUAUAUAUAUAUAUAUAGACAUCGAUAUAGUACAACCGUAUAACCAGCUAACAACCAUUACCAGAUUGCUUUGGCAACCCAAUCGUGUCACGUGAUCGUGUCGCGAUCGCUCAUUCUGCUCGUCAUUCAUCUGUCGCCGCGUCUUGUGCAAUUUGGCUGUCGAAUGUGGAAGAAUGUCUUGCAUCUGGAUUUGUGUACCGAGCUCUUAACGUUUGUCUGCCGAAAUCUGUGAUCUUAGUGUCUUUCAAUCGAUCCAUCGAACAACUUGACCUUUUGAGUUCGCCGAUCAGGAAAUUGCUAAAAAAUAAAAAAAAGAUUCCUUAAAUACAAAACAGUUGAAAAUGUCUACGCCAUAUGUGAUCUUGCUGAUCGGUUUACUAUAUCUUUGCGUGGGCCCAUUCAUAAUUGCCCAAGGCUCGGAGUUUGCUGAGCGCAACCACAAGAAACGCCAAAUCUAUCGGGAACAAGUAUUGCCACAUGCGGGUGGUAAGAUACCCGACACCGCCUUUGAGACGGAUCGAUUGUUUUUGAAUCGCCUGCAGAAGGAGGGCAUCGCAGUGCCAGAUGGGAUAGUUCCCGAGCAGCGGAAUCCGCAGGUGUAUCAGUACUACAGCAAGCCCAUGCGCACCGUCUUCCACAUCGCCCUGAGCUCGGAUGGGAGGUAUACGCCGCGGGAGGGACGAUACCACUACCGCCAGGUGCCAACGGUGGAGACCACGUACCUGUACCCGCAGGCGGUGGGCCGCCAGCACGUGGUGGUGCCACCGAAGCACGCCCUGCCCAUCUACCGGCAGCUUCAGUUGCACAAUCCGCUGCUCAACCAGGUCAAGUUGCAGCCAAAGAAGGCGCCCAAUUUUCUGGAACUGGCGCCCACGGUUGGCAAGAGUCAGUCGCAUCCAUUGGCCGGUUCGGCCAAGGCGCAGUCUUAUCAGAAUGUGAAUCUUCUGCAUGGUCACAGUCCGGUGCUGCCCGCUUUCAAGAAAACCUCCAGGGGCAGCAAGACCUAUGUGGACAGCUAUGGCACAACCCAUCUCUUCAGCGAGUUUGACGAUCUGCUGAACAAACUGGACCUGCAGCAAACGGGACGAAAGAAUUAUUAGUUUUAAUACCCAACAUGUAGUAGAAUUUAUGAAUAUGACAGCUAUGAGAUCUAUCUCCAGUUAAGAGUUAAGUUUACAAGUGGUUCGCAUCCAUUAUCUAACCAUGUGCAUAUCAUUUCAAAACCUUUGCCAUACGCCCGCUCACCGUUUAGUGCACAUCCAUUCCCAUUCCCAUGUUUGCAAGCCAUUCGUAUCCAGCCCAUGCACCGUGAAAAAAUGUGGUCACAAUUGAGGUAAAACUAAUGUUAAAACCAAUACACAACACAUUUUCAAAACAUUGAAAAUAUACUUCUUAUUUGGUUAUUAAAGCGUGAAGUGAUAUGCAACCGUUUUGUUUUCUAUUGAAUAAAAUAAAAUAUUAAAUUAAACCUUUUAGAUAACUGAAGCUGUUUAGCUUUCUAAAUCUUUUCAAGUUUUUUGUUGUAUACUCUAAUUGAAUUUGAAAACUAUAUCAACAGGUAUUUAGAUUUCUUUUGCGUGCAGGCAGUUGCAUCCACCACCCAUCGCUUGCCAACCCACAACCCAUCCACAUAUUGUACCAUCUAAGCUUGGCCAGGUGAAAUGGGAAUUCAUCGCUUUUAGCUAGUUAAGCGUAAACAAUUUGUAUCUUGCAAAAUAAAACCAUGCGCGUGUCCGUACAUUGUUGUAUGUUGCAUUUCCC
Drosophila melanogaster (fruit fly) is the source of this 1836-nucleotide messenger RNA. RefSeq lists its product as uncharacterized. The record is from RefSeq and is marked reviewed. The transcript is spliced from 5 exons. Lineage: Eukaryota; Metazoa; Arthropoda; Insecta; Diptera; Drosophilidae. The coding region runs from base 417 to 1175 and encodes 252 amino acids.